Penicillium waksmanii is the source of this 1416-nucleotide messenger RNA. Its product is annotated as FluG family protein. The transcript has a single exon. The coding region runs from base 1 to 1416 and encodes 471 amino acids. Gene Ontology annotation, molecular function: glutamine synthetase activity. The record is from RefSeq and is a predicted model, not a curated record. Lineage: Eukaryota; Fungi; Ascomycota; Eurotiomycetes; Eurotiales; Aspergillaceae.
AUGUACCCCCUCAUGCCGGAUCCAAGGAUAUCAUUUCAAUCAUUUCUAUACGACUAUCCCAAAGUCGAGUUUAUCUGGCUACAAUUCAUGUCAUACACGUCGAACACACUCGUGCGAAUCGUCCCCAUCGCCAAAUUCAAGAAAAUGCUCCAAGAAGACCAAUGGCUUGCCCUGACCAGAGCAGUCUUACAUCUCCUCCCAGGAGACCGUCUAGCCGAAGGCGCAAGUCCAAGCGGUAAAUUCCACCUCCGCCCAGACUUCAGCACAGCAUACUGUCAAUACGGCUCAAACGGCACCCGCGCCGUAGUCAACGUAUACAGCGUGGACUCCAAGGGCGAACCACUGCCCGAAUGCGCACGAUCAAGACUCCAAGAGCUGCACCAAACUCUUCAAUACGAGAAUGACUGCAGUAUCCUCAUCGGCUUCGAGGUAGAAGUCACAUUCCUAAAGCCAAAGUACGAGGGUAGUCAAAUCGUGGACUACGAACCGCUCAAUAACCCCUUCCAACAUUCGUUCACGGGAAUGGCCCCCGAAGACAGACCCCAUCUAGAAUUAAUUGAGGCCGUCGCUCGAGCCUUGAACUCUGUCGAUAUCGAAUUGGAACAGUUUCACGCUGAAGCCGGGCCCGGUCAGUGGGAAUUCGUCCUCCCGCCCUUCGAACCGGUAACAUCAAUUGAAAUUCUCCUUCGCGCCCGCGAAACAAUCAUGCUAGUCGCGCAAUCAUUCGGAUACCGCGCAACAGCCGCAACCCAACCAUUUCCCCAACAACCCGCAAACGGAGCCCACAUCCACAUGUCUCUCAACGCAAUGAACGAGGCGACGACAAACGCAAACGCAAAUGCAAACCGCCACCAAGCCCAAAACCACGAAUCCUCCCAGAUCCAGACCCAAAAAGCAGAGUCCUUCUUCGCAGGCAUAUUACUUCACUUCCCCGCAAUCCUAGCAUUCGCUCUACCAAACGACAUGAGCUAUUCGCGCAUUGCGUCGGGAACAUGGAGCGGAGGCGAAUACGCCGCAUGGGGAUGGGAGAACAAAGAAGUCGCCCUCCGACGAAUUGAAAACAACCGAUUCGAAAUUAAACUCGUAGACGGAUUCGCGAAUCCAUACCUCGUUCUCUGCGCGUUGCUGAGCGCGGGUAUUAUCGGUUUACGUGCGGGAUUGGCAUUGACCGGUGGACCUUGUGUGAGGGCUGCGGCUCAGUUAUCGGCUGAUGAGCGGUGCAUGAUUGGGUUGAAGGAUGCGUUGCCAGAUCAUCUUGAUGCUAGUCUUGAUUCGCUUGAGGAGGAUGGACGGAUUCAGUAUCUUUUGGGGCAGGGGAUGGUUUCUUCGUAUUUGGCUGUUAAGAGGGGGGAGGCGGGGUUUUUGAGGGGCAUUGGGGAUCGGGAGAGGAGGCUUCUUUUGCUUGCGAGGUAUUGA